Molecule: messenger RNA, 751 nt
Organism: Theobroma umbraticum
Lineage: Eukaryota; Viridiplantae; Streptophyta; Magnoliopsida; Malvales; Malvaceae
Source: RefSeq, a predicted model, not a curated record
AUUACAAAUUUCCAAUCAACGAUUGUUUUUAUUAAUUCCUUCUAAGAACAAAUAUUUGCAUAAAUCAUUGGUGAAAAAAAUUUCUUUUCCCCCUUUCUAAAGAUUUGAUGGUCCUCUGUGUGUGUUCGUGUGUGUGUGUGUGUUUUUAUUAUUUUGACCACUUAAUGAUCUCACAAGAUCAAGAAGUUUGGUCGCAUAUUGGAGAUUUCACAUAUUGACAUCCUUUUGGCCUUGAACUUGUAUAAUAUGCCUUAUUUGUUCUUUCAUGUCCUGUUGUUCCAGAAAGUUUUGGUAGCUCACGGUGCAGCAAAGGUUAGUGCUUAUGUCACCCAUGGUGUUUUUCCUAAGCGCUCCUGGGACCGAUUUAUGCCCAAGAAUGAUGAAGGGUCAGAGAUGGGAUUUGCCUUCUUUUGGAUCACGGAUUCUUGCCCACACACUGUCAAAGCCAUAGGAAACAGAGCUCCUUUUGAAGUUCUGAGUCUUGCAGGAUCUAUUGCUGAUGCUUUACAAAUUUAAGGAGAUAUUACAUAUCAACUCUUUUCUCAGACAAGUCUGUAGAUUUCUUCAAGCAGACAUCAUUUUAAUUUCAACUUUCUUCUCUCUAUAUAAAAUCUCUCAACUCAAAAAUUGCUAAAAAUUAUCUGUUAAAGACUCUUUGUUGAAGCACUACAUGUGAGGCAUACAAGUGCAACAAAUUCUUCAAAUUACAACAAUACCAGCAUAGAGAAUAAAUAUUCUGCCAUUACAAAGA